AUGCCACGCCGUUGCCAUACUAAGUCCAGGCGGGGCUGCAUCCAAUGUAAAGAGCGACAUGUCAAGUGCGAUGAGAAACGCCCAACAUGCAGCCUCUGUAUUCGACGCGGGCUAGAUUGCAUAUACGUAGCACCUAGACCCAGAAGAAGACCAGCUUCAGCCAAUACGAACUCUAAGAAUUCAAUAUCAGACAGAUCUUCGUCGCAGUCUAGCAUCUCCUCAGAUGAGUUUAUACGACUUCCACGUCUGCAGGAGAUGCAACUCUUCUACAAGGCAUGCGAGUCAACUCUUCCUUCAAUAGCCAAAGACGAUGAAGAUCGACGCUUCUGGAAUGGGAAAAUUCCUCAGUUUGCUGUUUGUCACGACUAUGUUAUGGACAGCCUGCUUGCUGUGUCUGCUCUCCAUCUGGCAUCGGAACAGAUCGACGCGGAUGAGAUUCCUACAUGGCUGGAGACUGCGUUGACAUAUCAGACGCACGCGACGGCGGGCUUGCGGCAUGAACUGGUCACCAAUCCACAAAAUAUCGAGGCAUCGUUCAUGUGCUCCGCUAUUAUUCUUAUUCUGGUCACUGCAUAUCCGGAUGUUUGUCGUGAUGAGACACCUGUUGACCCGCUGGGCGAGAUUAUGACUCUUCGGUCGAUUCUUAGCGGAGCUGCGUUCUUAUGGAUGCAGAUGUUCCAUGGCACGGAGCGGGCUUGGCUUGAUUCUUGGAUUUAUCAGGAUGGGAAUAAUAGACUUGCUAUUGCUCGAGCGAAUCUGGAAUGCUGGCCAUCUGGGCAAGGGAGCCUGGUCUGGCCAAUCAGAGUCAGUGAGGAGUUCAUGAACCUUGUCAAACAAGGCGAAUGGAUGGCACUUAUCUUUGUCUUGUUCCACGGCCUGGAUAAGCAUCUAUCAUCACGGAAAUGGUUCGCUCGAGAAUCAGGGAAGCGAUUGGUUCACGGCGUGAUCCAACAUUUUGCUGGAAAUUUGCCCCCAGAGUGGAUGGGUUUGGUUGAAUGGGUUAGACAAGCUGUGGAGCGGUGA
Penicillium odoratum is the source of this 1023-nucleotide messenger RNA. RefSeq names its product Zn(II)2Cys6 transcription factor domain-containing protein. Gene Ontology annotation, molecular function: DNA-binding transcription activator activity, RNA polymerase II-specific; zinc ion binding. Lineage: Eukaryota; Fungi; Ascomycota; Eurotiomycetes; Eurotiales; Aspergillaceae. Bases 1 to 1023 code for a protein of 340 amino acids. Gene Ontology annotation, biological process: regulation of transcription by RNA polymerase II. The transcript has 3 exons. The record is from RefSeq and is a predicted model, not a curated record.